This is a messenger RNA of Mytilus trossulus (common blue mussel), 2154 nucleotides long. RefSeq lists its product as uncharacterized. Lineage: Eukaryota; Metazoa; Mollusca; Bivalvia; Mytilida; Mytilidae. The record is from RefSeq and is a predicted model, not a curated record. The coding region runs from base 1 to 2154 and encodes 717 amino acids. The transcript has a single exon.
AUGAUAUCGGACAACAAGAAGUCACAUUUUUGCUGGAUAAAAAAUCUUAAUCGAUUAUUGGGCGACCAAAAGUCUUCUGAACAUAAGCAUUUUUACUGUCCAUACUGCUUGCAUGGAUUUACAAAAGAAAGAAUAUUAAACAACCACCUACCAUACUGCCAAACCUACGGACCACAGAAAAUCGAACUUCCAACUGAAGACAAUAAGUGGUUACAUUACAAAGAUAUUCGGAAACAGCCCAAGGUACCAUAUAUCAUAUAUGCAGAUUUUGAAUGUCUUCAAGAACCUAUUGUUGAUAGCAACAAAUGUGAUCAAAAGACGAAAAAAACUACAAAACAUAUACCAUGUGGCUUUGCAUACAAAGUGGUGGGUCUGACACCUGAAAUGUCAAAUGAACCAGUAGUAUAUCGGGGUGCAGAUGCUGCCGAUAAAUUUGUGGAGUGUAUGGUACAAGAACAAGAUAAUAUAGAACAGAAAUUUAAGCAUUGCGAACCCAUGAUAAUGACUGGGAGUGAUUGGCAAUCCUUUAAGAAGGCAAUCAUGUGUCACAUAUGUAAAAAAGAACUAGCGGACAGUAGAGUACGAGAUCAUUGUCACGUGACUGGAAAAUUUAGAGGGGCAGCUCAUAAUGACUGUAAUAUCAAUUAUAAGUUUACAGGUCGAAUUCCAGUUGUUGUUCACAAUCUUAGAGGAUAUGAUAGUCAUUUAAUUAUGCAAGCUAUUGGGAAAGUUGAAGGGGAAAAGCUGAAAUGUAUCGCUAAUAAUAUGGAAAAGUAUAUUUCUUUUUCAUUGGGAUGCAUGGACUUUAUAGACUCACUACAGUUUAUGUCUUCCACAUUACAAAAACUUGUGGAAAACCUGGCAAAAGAAGGUUCUAGUAAAUUUAGACACGUGACAAGCCACUUUGGAAAAGUACUGAUAAGUCUACUUCUGCGUAAACAAGUAUACCCAUACGAGUACUCUGAUUCCGAGGCAAAGUUUGUGGAAACUCAACUACCACCGAUUGAAGAUUUUUACAGUACAUUAUCGGGAGAAGGUAUAACCACACUGUACUAUGCACAUGCACAACACGUAUGGCAAUUGUUUAACAUGCAGAAUCUCGGACAGUAUCACGAUCUAUACGUACUAUCAGAUGUUCUUGCAUUAGCCGACGUCUUUGAAAAUUUCAGGGAGAUCUGCCUCAACUACUAUGGACUGGACGCUGCACAUUUUUAUACAUCAUCCGGUUUAGCCUGGCAAGCUGCCUUGAAAAUGACAGGUGUCAAGUUGGAAUUACUCACUGACAUAGACAUGCAUUUGUUUAUAGAGAAAGGAUUAAGAGGUGGAAUAUCAAUGAUAUCCCAUCGUUAUGCCAAAGCUAACAAUAAACCUGUACCAAGCUACGAUCCUAAUCAACCCAUUAAUCACGUGAUGUACCUAGAUGCCAAUAACCUAUACGGAUGGGCCAUGUCACCAGCGCUUCCGGUUGAAGGUUUCAGAUGGCUAAACGAUUCUGAAAUUGGGAACCUAAACAUAUGUGACAUUGCAGACGACAGUGAAAAUGGUUAUAUAUUAGAAGUUGACUUGGAAUAUCCAAGAGAGCUACACGACGACCACAACGAAUAUCCACUUGCUCCAGAAAAAUUGAAGGUCACAAAUGAUAUGUUAUCACCCUAUGCGAAAAAUCUAUUGGACGAUUUGAGCUUAAAAGGUACCUCAACAGAAAAAUUGAUACCAAAUUUACAUCCAAAGCAAAAAUACGUGGUACAUUACAGAAAUCUAAAACUCUACUUAUCACUUGGAAUGAAACUAACAAAGAUCCAUAAAGUCAUGACAUUUGAACAACGACCCUGGCUAAAGACGUAUAUUGAUUUCAACACAGAGAAGAGAAAGCUUGCAACAAAUGAGUUCGAAAGGGAUUUUUUCAAACUCAUUUAUAAUGAAGUUUUUGGAAAGACGAUGGAAAAUUUAAGGAAGAGAACAGACAUAAAACUUUUGAAUGACCAAUCAAAGGCCAGAAAAUUAAUCAGCAAACCAACAUUUCAUGCCUUCAAAAUAUUCAACGACAACUUGGUGGCUGUUCACAUGCUGAAACAACGAUUAUACUUAAACAGACCUAUCUACGUGGGAUUCACUCGAUUUGUCAAAGACACUAAUGUACGAUUUUCAAUAUAA